AUGGAGCCGUGUUCAAUGCUCGACCCUCAACCCGGCACGUCGACUGGCAAAAGGCAUUCGAAAAUAAAGUGCGAGACCCCUCAACCACCGCUACUAUGUUCUUCCACCGAUCGUUCCUCAAAGACCAGCAGCGAGGAAAGCUACCUCAGCUACCUGGGCCGCAUGGCAGUGUCUGGCACCGACACUCACAACAACUCUCAGGAGGCAUCCACUUCCGUCAUUCUGAAUUUCUGUCAGAUCCGCGUGCUGAAGCACUACUUCAGGCUGCUGUGCUUCGUUGGGUGGAGACCCAUGUUCGCUGUUCCCAACACUCAUGGAUGUUACGGGUGUCUGCAGAGCUUUAACACGUUUUACGUCUCUUGCGUGAUCGCUCUGAUGUGCGUAGGGCACGUGCUUCAGUACAUGGCGUGCUUCAGGAGGGAUAGCCUACUGUCGUAUAAGAAGUCCGACUCGCCGAUUAGUCCUUCUUGGAUACAGUCUUGCAGCGGUAGCGUAUUCGCCGUCUACAUCCUACCUGCCUUUCUGCAACUGGUAGCUUACUUUGUCACAUUCUGCAACAUGCGUGCACAAGACAGCGAGCAGUUCGAGUCCCUCAUGGAAAAGGUCUGUCUUCAAAUGGCUGUCACCGACAUCUGGCCCAUUGCCCGUAAGCGGAUCACGCAGCGCCUUCGAGGCGUCCACGUCGCUGGAUUAAUCUGGAUCCUUUCCUCCAUCGGGUCAUUGGGCAUCAACGCUUUUGGCAUCAGAAGCAUCCACUUUGACUUCAUCUCCGACGAGGACAUCUGGAAACGAUGCCUCCUCGUAACAGUUCUGCUGGCUACGUUGCUUUUUCAUGACAUCAUCUGCAUGGCCAUAGCUGUUACUUACAGCAUACAAUGCCAGUUACUGCUGGUGUACUUACAGAACUUAAAUCAGUCUGUGCGAGAAAGAACGAUUAGCAUUCUGAGUUUCGUAAAAGGCAUCGAGGAAGCUCGAAAGGCGGUCAAGUAUCUUAACAAGAAACAAGCGCUUGCUGUGACAUUACAGAUGAUAUGGUUAUUUUCCCGGACUGCUGUUUGCAUAUACGCACUUUUGAUGACCCCUUGGGACAACGUGAUUCGAUUUGUGGCUGCGUUGCUGAAUGUUUCGCUUUGGCUGUGUUUGGUGCUGUUGCCUCUCGUGCAAGCGUGCAGACUUAGCUCUGCUUGUAACCACAUAAGAGAAGUCGGUCUCGAGUUGAGAGCAAGGCCGUUUGGUUACAUUGAUGAACCCCAAGAAGACUUGAAUUCGUUGCUCUUGUUUACGUCAUCGCUGAGGAUACAAGCAAAGUUAUGCGCGCUGCCAGUGACGAAGCGAACCGUUAUCUCGUUAUUCUUGUUGAUAGGAAUAUGCCUGUUUAUCGCGGUGGAGUUGAACCUAGUUCGCUUUGGGCCGUGA
This is a messenger RNA of Ornithodoros turicata, 1416 nucleotides long. RefSeq lists its product as uncharacterized. The record is from RefSeq and is a predicted model, not a curated record. The coding region runs from base 1 to 1416 and encodes 471 amino acids. The transcript has 2 exons. Lineage: Eukaryota; Metazoa; Arthropoda; Arachnida; Ixodida; Argasidae.